Triticum dicoccoides is the source of this 967-nucleotide messenger RNA. RefSeq names its product vesicle-associated membrane protein 721-like. The record is from RefSeq and is a predicted model, not a curated record. The coding region runs from base 112 to 810 and encodes 232 amino acids. The transcript is spliced from 4 exons. Gene Ontology annotation, biological process: vesicle-mediated transport. Lineage: Eukaryota; Viridiplantae; Streptophyta; Magnoliopsida; Poales; Poaceae. Gene Ontology annotation, cellular component: membrane.
CCCUUGUUUUGACAAGCUCCACCUUUUCUUCGUCCUCUUCUUUCCUCCCCCCUCUUCUUCUUCUUCUACUUGUGGUGUUGGUGGUGGUGGUCGUCGCCGGUUGAUCGACCGAUGGCGCCGCAGGGGAAGGGGGAGGGGGAGGGUGGGCAGAAGAUGACGAUGAUCUACGCGAUGGUGGCGCGGGGCACGAUGGUGGUGGCGGAGCACACGGCGUACACGGGCAACUUCCGGGACAUCGCCGCGCAGUGCCUGCACAAGCUCCCCGCCGGCGACAGCCGCUUCACCUACACCUGCGACGGCCACGCCUUCACCUUCCUCCUCCACCAGGGCUACGCCUACUGCGUGGUGGCGACGGAGUCGGCGGGGCGCGAGGUGCCCCUCGCCUUCCUGGAGAGGAUCAAGGAGGAGUUCAACAAGCGGUACGCCGGUGGCAAGGCCGCCACCGCCACAGCCAACAGCCUCACCAAAGAUUUCGGGCCGAGGCUGAAGGAGCAGAUGCAGUACUGCAUGGAUCACCCGGAGGAGGUGAGCAGGCUGUCCAAGGUGCAGGCCCAGGUCUCCGAGGUCAAGGGCAUCAUGAUGGAAAACAUCGACAAGGUGAUUGAUCGCGGGGAGCAGAUCGAGGGCCUGGUGACGAGGACCGAGCAGCUCCACGACCACGCCUUGGAUUUCAGGACCGAGGGCACGCGCAUCCGCCGCAGGAUGUGGUACCAGAACAUGAAGAUCAAGCUCAUCGUCGCCGGCAUCGUCGUCGCCAUCAUCCUCAUCAUCGUCCUCUCCAUCUGCCAUAGGGACCACUGCAAGUCCUAAGCCUAGCCUAGCUUCAUCACUUUGUUCGAACAAAGAAUCAAGACACCCACCAAAAAAAAAAAGAGUCGGAGCGGCUGCUCCGGUCACUGGCACGUGGGCCCCGCAUGUCAUGUCUCGCGUCGAGUGAAUAAUCGGAUAAAUUUCAUGUUUUCUUGUU